This is a messenger RNA of Micropterus salmoides (largemouth bass), 6029 nucleotides long. RefSeq names its product mitogen-activated protein kinase 1 (gene mapk1). Gene Ontology annotation, biological process: intracellular signal transduction; protein phosphorylation. Gene Ontology annotation, cellular component: nucleus; cytoplasm. The record is from RefSeq and is a predicted model, not a curated record. Bases 245 to 1354 code for a protein of 369 amino acids. Lineage: Eukaryota; Metazoa; Chordata; Actinopteri; Centrarchiformes; Centrarchidae. Gene Ontology annotation, molecular function: ATP binding; MAP kinase activity. The transcript has 9 exons.
GCCCCUGCCUGCCUGCCUGCCUGCGACAGCACAGCAGUGGUGUGGUCGCUCUGAACGCACGUUAACGGCGUACCUAGUGAAAGCCUCGGCCUCUCGGGAAACCCUGCUCCACUCACAGCGACGACGGAUAUAAACACACACAUAUAUUUUUGUAAACUUGGUUCCUGUGUGUAUUUGAUAGCGUUGUAAAACCAACAACAACAACAACAACAACAAAAAAACCAACAAAAAGCCAGUGCUCAUAAUGGCGACAGCUGCGGUGUCUGCCCCUGCUGGCUGCGGCCCCAGCCCCGGGUCGGGAACGGAGCUGGUCCGCGGGCAGGCCUUCGAUGUCGGGCCUCGGUACAGCAACCUCUCCUACAUCGGGGAAGGAGCCUAUGGGAUGGUGUGCUCUGCCUACGACCGGGACAACAAGAUACGUGUGGCCAUUAAGAAGAUCAGCCCCUUUGAGCACCAGACGUACUGCCAACGCACCCUGAGAGAGAUCAAAAUCCUUCUGCGCUUCAAACAUGAGAACAUCAUCGGAAUCAAUGACAUCAUCCGCACACCAACCAUUGACCAGAUGAAGGAUGUAUAUAUUGUCCAGGAUCUCAUGGAGACAGACUUGUACAAGCUCCUGAAGACUCAACACCUGAGCAACGACCACAUCUGCUACUUCCUCUACCAGAUCCUGCGAGGGCUCAAGUACAUCCACUCUGCCAACGUCCUGCACCGCGACCUGAAGCCCUCCAACCUUCUGCUCAACACCACCUGUGAUCUCAAGAUUUGUGAUUUUGGUUUGGCUCGUGUGGCUGAUCCUGACCACGAUCACACUGGUUUCCUAACAGAGUACGUAGCCACUCGUUGGUACCGAGCACCUGAGAUCAUGCUCAACUCCAAGGGCUAUACCAAGUCCAUAGACAUCUGGUCAGUGGGUUGCAUCCUGGCUGAGAUGUUGUCCAACAGGCCAAUCUUUCCUGGGAAGCACUACUUGGAUCAGCUUAACCACAUUUUGGGGAUCCUGGGUUCUCCCUCUCAGGAGGAUCUCAACUGCAUCAUCAACAUUAAGGCCAGGAACUAUCUUUUGUCGCUGCCUUUGCGCUGCAAGGUGCCGUGGAACCGCCUCUUCCCCAACGCUGAUCCCAAAGCUCUGGACCUGUUGGACAAGAUGUUGACCUUUAACCCUCACAAGAGGAUCGAGGUGGAGGAGGCCCUGGCGCACCCCUACCUGGAACAAUAUUACGACCCCACAGAUGAGCCUGUUGCUGAGGCCCCGUUCAAGUUUGACAUGGAGCUGGAUGACCUACCCAAAGAGACACUGAAGGAGCUCAUCUUUCAAGAAACUGCACGUUUCCAGCCCGGCUUUAGGUCCUAACAUCUCAGACAGAUGAUUCUGUGGAAUGGCUUCUGCGUUGCCACUGCUCCUCCCCGACUCCACACUGUUGCUGUGAUGUUGGUUGUUUUUUUUUGUUUUUUUUAUUUGUUUAUUUUCCUCUCCUGUUGUCCACAUCACCUGGAUUCCUUGGGUCUCACUCGUCAAGUCCACUUUGCUCAGGAAUGGCGUCAGGAAUCAAUCAAUCAAUCAUUCUCUCUCUCUUUCUGUUUGUCUCUCUCUUUCUUCACAUCACACCUUACAGUUUGGGGGAUGAUUUUGUGUUUUAAGCCAAGAUAAACAACUUUUUUUGUGUCUUUCAAAGGCGUUUGGCUCUCUUCAAGACCUUGUAUGUCCAGUUGAAUGACAGUGAUAGAGUAGCUGUUGUGUUUGUCGUUGCAGCGGUGGUGGUUAAAACUCUGCCUACGUUGCACAAACAGUAGAUUGUUUAUAAGAAUCAUCCAUCAUUAAAAAGGUCUUUUGAAUUUUCCUUUGUUGCACUGUUACAAGGGAUUCCUUGAUCUUUUUUUUUUUCUUAUCUCUUUAGAGGAAAGAAAAACCCAAAUUAACCAUCUGAUUUAUGCAAUGAAAUCACAAAAUCAGCCUGAGACUUUGCAGGCCACAAGCCAUCAGUGGGUGGUGUUGAGGAUAUAUAUUUUAACAGACCUUGUAUUUUAAUUCUUAAAACACACACAUUUUUAUAUAUAUAAAUUAAUAAUAAAAAUUCCCCGGUUGUAAUUUGUCAUUGGCUUCAGUAAGAUAUCACUUUGUGUGUAAAUACACCUAAUUAUAGGUGGAUGGAAGGUUGUCACCAUCAAUUUCUGCCUUAGCCAUGAUAUACUAAAGGAAAGGUCUGUUCGUUUCAUACAGGUCUGUAUGUACAGUAUGACAUUUUUCAUAUGAGGGAAUUUUAAUGCAUCAGGACAAGAAUUCAGUUUUCACACAUAACUUGUUUUAUCUGGAGGAAACCUUGUUGCGCCUCACUUUUCGUCCCGAUUCGUGUUUUCCUUUUUCUUCUUCUUCGUCAGUCUCUGUUAAUCUCUCUCUCUCGCCUUGUUAGAAUAAUACUGUGCCCUUUGCAUGACUGUUAUAAGCUCUGUAUACAAAGACAACGAUGUUAAGUGCCACACAAGCCGGGCAGAUCCGCCAGGAGAGUGCCCAGGCUCGUUUUGUUCUACUUUUUUGUGGUAUAUCACACCUCCCAAUCACAUGGUGCUUUUUGUUCAGUUUCUUUCUUUUGCUUCAGCAGUCUCUUUGUCUGUUUUUAUCUCAUCUCCAUUGUUGUUUAGGUCUACAGGUUUCUGUCUCCUCCGUUUUUAGCUAAACUCCAUCUGCACGCUAAGACAUCUUGUUGUGUUUGCAAAUAGGAGAAUAACCAUAAAAACUGUAUGUUACAAAAACCACAAAACAUGUUGUUUUCUGAACCUGAGAAAUGGGAUCCAGGUGUGAUACAAUUGAAAUAAUACUCGUAACAGAUCAUGUUAUCCUUCGGAACAUUUUUGUUUUGCUUUAAAUUGCACAUUUUCACGCUGAAAACAGUCGACAUGUCAGCACCAGCAGACAACUGCAGUAGAACUAAAACGUUUUUUUAAAAAGUACAGAACUGCAGCAGAAGUCGAAACCAUACUUCUUGUCAGUAACCGCUGAUUAAAGACUGUUGAAUCUGAAGGUUUUAUUUUAAGCGAAAGGAAUUAUGACUUUAAAGAUUAUAUAUGUGGAAACUCUGGGGGACAAACUGAACAAGCCAGAAGCGCUAAGGCUUCAUCAACCACCCGUGUCAUUUAAUGUCAGUAUCACUGCAGCGUCUAUCAUUUCAGUUUGUUUACAAGUGGGCCUCAAAUGUAUUCAGUGUCAGUGUACACGUAGCCUUCGGUUAGGUUACAGUACUGCAGCUUCAAAAGAAACGCUCAUGUGGCAACGUGUGAGUGACCUAAUGAAUGAAAUAAUGUAGUAUUAUUUACGACACUAAAGCAUCGCAAAGUAGAUUUAAAGUCAAAAUCUACCUGAAUGGAUUCUUCAAGAAUCUUGCUGUGCUGGCACUUAAACUAUGAAAUUAGAGAAUAAAAUCUAAAAUGAGACAAUUUCAGACCUUUUGAGCAGGUUUGGCUGAUUUUUCAUUCUUUCCUAUGACGACGACGAUGUGUAUAUGGGCCGUGACAAAAGUAAUGGGUGAUCUGUAAACUCGUGAUUUUUAUAUUUCUGUCAGAAAAUUAGUGAAGCUAAACUCAACUUUUGAUUCUUAUGCUACAUUUGCAUACAUGUCAAAAAGCAAUUCUCGGUUGUACAAGCAUCCCUCUGAGGGCAGAAUCAAAGAACCACAGUUUAACUUUGUGUUUCACUUUUGCUCUGGCUGAAUAACUGAAACUGAGUGGGGGAAGUAGAGGCUAAGAGAGGAAUGCUCUACUCAAAUGCAUUAAAGCCAUAAACGCUCAGUCUGUUGCACCUCUGACCACACCCAACAGUGAUGUCACGCUCGCACCCUGAAGUACACUUGCAGCCUGAUUAGAAGUUAAACCACAGGAGGUCAGCAAAAACAAGAUGUUCAGAUGACAUUAAAUUGCUCUUUAAAAGGAAUCUGCAAUUGUCUAAGUAAGCUAGCUAGCGUGCUGAGCUAAGAGAAAUAUGUGUUUGUGAUUUAUUGAAAAGAAAAGAACCUCUAACGCCUUAUUUUACAGGUCUGUAAAUUCUAAACAUUCCUAAGAUGUUUUCUGGAAAGAUGUAAUUUGGUCCUAAUUCUAGGUCAAUUAGAGACUGUUUAAUAGAGCUACAACGAAUGAUAGUUUUCAUCAUUGUUUAAUCAUUCGAUUAUUUUGAUGAUUAAUUGUUUUUUGUUUUAAAAAAAAAGUUCCUGGAUCUUUCAGAUAACCUUUUUUCCCACCAACAGUCGAAAACCCAGAGAUAUUAAGUUAACAAUGAAGAGAUAGAAAACAUGUUCUGAGAGGCCGUAAUCAAAUGUUUAGUAUUUUACUUUGAUAAAUAGUUCAGCAGAGUACUUGACUAUUUAUUUUUUGUUGAUCAGCUAAUUGAUUAACCACCUAAUCAUUUUAUCCGUAGUGCGUAUUGGUCCACUUCCAAAUGAAUUCAUUCCACUUAAUUGCUAAGAUAGUGUAACUUAGAGUCUUUUAGGCAGUACAGCAGGUCAGAUGAACUGGCACAAUUUUAUCUCCAUACAAUUAAAAAUUACAGCAUGCAUGAAAAAUAAAGUUUACAUUUAUAAAUUCAUGAUGACAAAAGUAUACACUUGAGUUUCCCAUAUAAUUACUCAGUUCUUUCCAGGAAACUAUUAAGAUAAAAAAUAGAAAAUAACAGAUCUGUAAACAUAAAAAAAUUGUAUACAUUUAUAUAUUUAAAAAAAAAAGUAUUUCUUCCCUCUUUGAUCAAACCCCCCAAAAAAUGGUUUUGUUGGUUCUGUCGACAGAGAUUUAACUCAUUUGAUGACAUUUGGAAAAACGUUAAUGACUGAACUGUCACUGCAGAAAUGAUUCUCAAAUUUCACCUGAGCUGACUUUUAACGUGAGGUAAAGACUCCUCGGUCCCAGUCCUCCUCACACUCGCUGUACACACCCGUCUGUCACACAGUUAUUAAAUGCACUUGCUUCUACAGUAGUUGGGAUGGAAUUUGUAAUCCAAGGUGCCUGCCAGGACUUGACUUACCUGUAGAUAGUCUUUUUUUUUUUUUUGGGUGGGGGGGGAGGAGGCACUGGAAACCUUACUGGGAUUAGUUGUAUAAAAAAAGCUUCUGCUGAGUUCUUUGUGCAACCUGUCUGUUUGUGCCUUUUUUGAUAGUCUUGAUAUCCAAGAUUUGAUGUGCAGCUUUUGUUUAGUCAGGAAUCCGUUGUAAUCGCAGUAUAUGCUCUUAAAAAUGAACACAAUCAAGUCAAGGGGGUGGGAGAUAUCGUGGGUGGGUAUCCUUAUCUUUCAGUUAUGUACAUUUUAAAGAGAUUUGUUGCCACAGCUGUGAUUUGUGACUGUAUUAAAAAAAAUGAAAAACAAACAUUUAUAUUUUUUGCCUUACCCUUUUUCCUUGAGCCUGUGUUUUUUUUGUUGUUUUUUUUUUUUUGUGUUUUGUUUUUUGAUGUUUUUGUGCAGAUAUUUUUAUUGUAAAAUGAAUGUUAUGUUUCUAUCAGACACUAAUCUUGUUUGAGUUGUCUCCAGUGGAACUACUUCACUCUGUAUGUUUUGAUCAGUAUAAACCUUUUAAUUGUGUAGUUAACGUUUCUGAAAGAGAAAAAUAAAACCUUGGUUGUGUUUUAAAGGUUGACCUGCCAUAGAAAUUGUUUGAAUUGAUUGGUCAGUUUUAUUUUGCUGUCGUGUGAAGGAUUAGACUUGAAAGAAGCUUUUCUUUGCUAUUAUUAAAGACUGACUGCCACUUUGAAUAAUCUGUUUUUAAUAUUUAGUUUUUCUUUUUUGCAACUCUGCCAUGACAUUUAAAUAGACGUUCAUUAAAAACACUGUACCUUCAUUAACAUCUCCAAAGUCUCUUUGUAAGCCAGAGUUCAAGAAAAUACGACACAGAUUUCAGAAGCAUUAGAGACGACUUCUUUUACUGCUGUCAGCAUCUGUCAUUACAUACAGAACUGUAAAAUAAAAGUUUCUUGGAGCGACCAAGUAUACAAUUAAAAGUGUGGUUAAAUGAGAAGAGUGAAAAUUCAUAAUAAAAAUGAUGUAUUGAAGUGUG